Messenger RNA from Chlamydomonas reinhardtii, 2253 nucleotides. RefSeq lists its product as uncharacterized. The record is from RefSeq and is a predicted model, not a curated record. Bases 982 to 1542 code for a protein of 186 amino acids. NCBI's taxonomy places the organism in Eukaryota, Viridiplantae, Chlorophyta, Chlorophyceae, Chlamydomonadales, Chlamydomonadaceae. The transcript has 5 exons.
CAAACCCUAAUGUGAAUGAUGGGCUUUGGAAGUGCAAGAACAAUCAGCCACAACUGGUUGGUGUGUCAAAGGUCCUUCAGCGGGCCUCCUGCCCCUUGCAGGCCUGCGAUAGCGCCAAGUUCACAACCGCUUCACUCUGGCAACCUCCAGCUCAUGCCAACCAUACAACGGCAGUCGCUAUAUGUAUAUAAGCAACAUCCUGGCCAAACGAUUGCGUGGCUGGACUGCUGCCCUCACUCACGUGGCCCCUGGUGGUGAGAGCAAACAAUUAUAUUUCAAUACAGGCCGCCUUCCAGGGCGGUAUUAAAUGCAACUGAUAAAGAAGAGACCAACGAGUAGUAUGCGCUGCUUACAUGCUUCCUCUAGCUGGUGUUGCUUGGUGGCCUGAUCGCCACGCUCGGCGAGGUCUGCCGAUGAGCUUUGACGUUCAUGGUCAAGGUCACAAGGUCACGCCAAGUUCAAAUAGGCCACAUUCACAGUCGCGAUUUGCAGUAUAAUCAUCUUGACUGAGGGUAGUAGCCUUACAAGUUGCAGCUGUCAAAUGAGUCAAACUUCUGCACUUCGCUUGAACCUUUCGUGCUCGUGGCUGUUUGCCUUGUGCAACUGCAUCCAUACAGUAUGCAAAUGUAAGGAGUGGCUCCGACGGCGGGGCUGGAGGGAACUCGAAAGACUGGACCAAAAGCAUGUCGCUGGAGCGUCCAACUUCACUUUGCCACGCUCCCCUGAGUCGACACAAGGCUCACGCCUUCUCCUAGCGGCGGCGGCGGUGGUGGUGGUUGCGGUGGUGGUGGUGGUGGUGGUGGUGGUGGUGGUGGUGGUGGUGGUGGUGGUGGUGGUGGUGGUGGUGGUGGUGGUGGUGGUGGUGGUGGUGGUGGUGGUGGUGGCGAUGGUGGUGGUGUUGGUGGUGGGAGCUCAUGGACCGCUAAAACGUAGGUUUGGGUUUUCUUAUCACACCAACUGCAUUGCGCUGACGCUAUACCAAUGCCACGGGUACAGGUGCUGGAGCACACGGCGCAGCAGCUGGCUGGUGGAAGGCCCAAGGAGGAGGUCAUUGUUGGCUGGGGCAACGCCAACACUGGCUAUGGCGGUUGCAUCAGCAGGUUGGGGCGGGGCCCAAACCGGGCACUGCUCCGCCUGCUGGUGGACAAGUACGCGCAUCUGGUGGUGUACGUGGACGAGUUCUACACAUCACAGGUGUGUGCGAAGUGCGGGCGGCGCUUACUCGGCGACGGGCAGCGCUGCCUGCAGGCGGUCGUACCAUGGGGGGGCUCACGCGCUCACCAAGUCCAAGUGUGCAACCUCUGCGGGACGGUGUGGGGACGUGACGUCAACUCCGGAACCAACAUCCGGCACGCGCUGGUGGAGAUGCUGCUGGGGCACAAGCGACCUGCAUCGCUGCAGACUGGCGGCAGCAGCGGUGGCGACGGCGGCGGCAGCAGCGGGGGCGCGUGCGCGCAUCUUGGUAGCGGAGGGGGCGGGAAAGGCCACGUGGAGGAGGAGAGCGCAGCGCCGCCCAAGAAGCGGCGCAAGCGCGCAGGCUGAGGAGCCGACUGGUGUCUAGGUAGCGGUCCGCGGUGGGGCUGGCAGGCAUGCGUAGCGGCAUGACAAGUAGUGCGGCUGUUGACAACUGUGCUGCGUCUGGCUGCGGCUGGCUCUACUGUGGCAUCGCAACGGCUAGAUAGGCACCUGGUUUGGCUAUGUGCCUGUGGAAACCGACCCCGGCUAUGUCCGGGCGAUGAGGUUGUUCGGCCUCAGACUGUGGAGGGGCUCAGCCCCUUGUCCCGUGACCGGGGAACACUUGUCUUAUCCACCAUGCUACCAGAAUGCACAAGAAAUGAAAUCGCCAACCCCACACCAUGAUCCCAGCACCGUGGGCCGGCCAAUCGAAGGUUUUGACUGCUGCACAUGUUGGACAUGCCUUACCUCUAUCCGACCUUAAGUAAGGUCCUCCGCCUCCUGUGGCAAUCCUGCAGACCUGCACAGAGUGCAUUCCGGUUGACAUCUUGAAUGUGGGCGCAUGCGGGCGCCUGGCCGCCAGCCUUGAUUCUCAAGGCAGUGUCGGUAGCGUUACGUGAGCGUACAUGUAGUCUGAUUGUGUGAUGCCGCUGUGUGGUGGGGUGUUGGCGAAUGCCCGGCUGGGAGGCUGCAGAAGUGCAAUGACGGGGAGCCACAUGGUGUUUGUGCAAGCGGGCAUGGCAUGUCGCCCUGCACGCACCGGCUCAAAUCAAAUCUGCGCUGUAAAUGUAGCUCAUG